AUGUCGUUCUCUAGUAGUAUGCUAGAGGGAAACUUUAUGCUGGGUAGUGGCACCAACAGGAAAAUCCCAAGGAUAGAGAACAGCUCUAUUCAAUGCCGUUAUACAGCAGAUGUCACUGGCAUAGCGGGAAAUCCAAAUGGUAUUACUACUAUAAAAGACAAAAGGAACGCCAUGCCUCACAAAUUCUGGAUAGCUCAAUCAUUGAUUGAUGUGCAGAGAAAAGACGAAGAUAAGGAAGAAGAGAGUCUACAUAAGACUAAAUCUUAUCAGUAUAAGGAAGAAGUCUUCGAAAAUUUGCGUAAAGGAAAAGAGAACUUAUCAUUAGGAGAAGAUGAAUUACGUAAGAUCCAACUUGAUAUUGAGGACCUGACUCUGAAAUUCGAUGAAGAAUCUUUGUUUAGGAGUGUUCCCAAUAUAAUCAAAAUUUUAAUCAAGAAUGAUGAAGAAUGUGCUAAGGAUAUUCUUAGGAAACGUUUGAAAACACAGAAGGAUAUCGAAUUGAUUUCGGAGUUCGGUCAAUAUACGAUUGAGGCCUUAAUUGUUCAUGUGUUAAGUAUGCUUUUUAACUCAGUUAAUCCGGAAACAUCUAUGAUUCGUGUUUCCACUUUGAUUGAACGACUAGAGAAUAGUGUCCGUACCCAAGCUUUUUUAUUGAUAAACCGCAGGUGUCAAAAGAAGUUCACUAUGUCCACUGAAACCACGGAUAAUGAAAAUGGGAAGAAAAGAUCGAAAUUGGAAAAGAUGUAUCCCAUUGGUUCAGGAUUAGUUGAAUUCAUGGAUGAAAGGGGUUUGAUCACAUUAAUGAAUGAUAAGAGCGGGAAUGUUCGAGUGAUGAAUAAAAAAGGAGCUUAUUUUAUUCCGAACCAUCUCUACGCUGUCUGCAACUUUGAUAUUUCUUUACUACCGAUCAAGCUCAACCUGCCAAUGGUGUGCAAACCUCUUGAUUGGACGAGUGCCUGCCCGGAGGGGCAAGAGCCUAGAACUCUUUCCGAUCUAUCAGGGGGUUAUUUAAGUUGUCCAACUGGGGAUAUAUAUGAUCGUUACCGUCUGUUAAGUACCGGUAGCCUUCAUCAUUAUUUUAUUGAUAUUGGAAGGGGAAAGGGAGAUUAUCUGAAACUGUGUGAUAUAAUGAACAAGCUGCAGAAUCAGGCCUUUCAAAUAAACAGUGAUUGGUUGCAAUAUAUUGAAAAUAAUGAGAAGUUAUUAGUUGACUAUGGUUAUCUCAAGCCAAGAUUUCUUGUUUCUUUGAAUUUAAAAAAAGCAUCUGACUUACUUAGAGAGUUUCACAUGAAGGAUAAGGAUAUUAAUAAAUUAUGUAGCUUUAGCGAAUUGUUACAAACAUUAAAUAAGAACAUUCAAUGUUCUCGUUAUGAGGAUUUGAUUAUCAAACUGGCAAAAGCCUACGAUGGUUAUCAUUUUUAUUUGCCUGCCUUUCUCGACUUCCGAGGUCGAAUCUACCGCAGUGGGAUCUUGCAUUUCCAUGAGCGUGAUCUAGCUAGAAGCCUGAUCCUCUUUGCUGGUACGAAAUUUGAGAAACCUCUAUCUAAUAUAUAUAAUAAUAUUAUUGAUGCAACAGCCUUCCAUUAUAAGAAGUUCACCACUGUCAAUGAUGCAAAAUACUGGUUUUUAAAUAACAUUGAUAAGAUAAAAAGAAAUCCUAUCGAUUUCGCUCGGGAGGCUAAACACCCCUUUCAGUUCCUGGCCAAUGUUAUUGGACUUAGCAAUGAGAAAACGGAAGUUCUUAUGAACACACCUAUUACCCAAGAUGCCUCAGCGAGUGCAUAUCAGAUUAUGAGUUACUUCUUGAUGGAUGAAAUCCUGGCUAAGAGAACGAAUCUCAUCCCAUCCGAAGAUGGUCAAAUCCAAGAUUUGUAUUCUUUCUUGCUCAAAGAACUCAUUGAGUUCAUGAAAGCAGAACUCGAUAAUAAAUCUCUAUCAAAUACUGUUUGCCAAAUCCUCAAUCGUAAUAUAGUCAAAAAAAUCUUUAUGCCAAUUAUCUAUGGCAAAACUGUAAUGAGCACAACCAUGGAUCUGAAAGAACAUCUCUCUCACUACAUCACUUAUAAGGAUUGUUGCGUUGUAGCCAAAGCCUGCUUUAAGUUCUGGAAUCAGAGAUGUCCUGGAAUGAGUUGCCUGAUCCGGUUGAUCCGUCAUAUAGGCUGGAUCGUGUCUGCAGGGGAUCGCCCUGUUUUCUAUAAAGUUCCUUUCUUUACCACG
This is a messenger RNA of Asparagus officinalis (garden asparagus), 2217 nucleotides long. Its product is annotated as probable DNA-directed RNA polymerase. The transcript has 3 exons. The annotation marks the transcript as partial. NCBI's taxonomy places the organism in Eukaryota, Viridiplantae, Streptophyta, Magnoliopsida, Asparagales, Asparagaceae. Gene Ontology annotation, cellular component: mitochondrial DNA-directed RNA polymerase complex. The record is from RefSeq and is a predicted model, not a curated record. Gene Ontology annotation, biological process: mitochondrial transcription. Gene Ontology annotation, molecular function: DNA binding; DNA-directed RNA polymerase activity.